AUGAGCUUAACCAAUCCCAGCAAUGUCGAAGAACACCCAUGGAGCACCGGUCUCUGUGACUGCUGCGGCGACAUCAAAAGCUGCUGCAUCACCUUCUGGUGCCCAUGCAUCACCUUCGGACAGAUAUUAGAGAUUCUGGACAAGGGGGAAACUUCUUGCGUCAUGAACUGUGCAAUCUACACGCUGAUCUACUUGCUGACUUCGUGCGCAUGCCUCUAUUCAUGCUGCUACCGAACCAAACUGAGACGAGAUUUCGGGUUGAAGGAGGAUCCGUGCAACGACUGCUUAGUCCACUGCUGCUGCAUGUACUGCGCGCUUUGUCAAGAGUACCGAGAGCUCAAGAGCCGCGGAUUCAACGUGGAGAAGGGAUGGGCAGGAAACGCGAGCCAACAUGGAGAAGUGGCAAUGGCUCCAAAGGUGGAAGGCGGCAUGAGGCGCUAG
Eucalyptus grandis is the source of this 441-nucleotide messenger RNA. Its product is annotated as protein PLANT CADMIUM RESISTANCE 2-like. Bases 1 to 441 code for a protein of 146 amino acids. The record is from RefSeq and is a predicted model, not a curated record. Lineage: Eukaryota; Viridiplantae; Streptophyta; Magnoliopsida; Myrtales; Myrtaceae. The transcript has 4 exons.